UUUAUGAUAAAAUAUAUUUUGCAUUGUUAUUCAACUAUACAACAUUAAUAAAAAUUUCUGGAGACAAUGGCAGCAUUUUUCAGUCAAUCAGCAGAGCAAGCGUAUGAUGAAGACGACGAAUUCAGUGGCAAGAAGAGAAAAAUAAUCAUCCAUUCGGAUGACAGUGACAACGAUGAAAAUUCAGACGAUAAAAGUUUAAAAAGUGGAAAUGCGGAAAGUGACGAUGAUAAUAAUUUUGACGACCGUCUAGAGGACGAAGACUAUGAUUUAUUAGAAGAAAAUUUGGGUGUACCCAUUCAAAGAAGACGUUUCAAACGUUUAAAACGGAUGCCCAUUAAUGCAUCUGACGAUGAAGAAGAAGAAGAAGAUGCGGAGGCUACGAAACAAGAUAUUGCUACUGGCUUAUUCAAUGGUGGUGAUAGCGUGAAUGAUGGACGUAGUUCAAGUGUCGAGUCUGAUCACCAAGUAUUUGAUCUCGACAACAGUAAUGAUGAAGCUUCGUCAGACGAAAAUGAUUUUAUAGUUGACAACAAUGACAGACCUUUGCCAAAAAGAAAAAGAUAUUCUGGCGCUGACUCUGCUUUAAAUGACGCACGAGAAAUUUUCGGAAUAAAUUAUGACUUCAAUGAGUUUAACAAUCAGCGUGAUGAAGACACUUACGAAGAAGAAGAUGAAGACGAGGAAGAUACUGGAGGUGUAUCUGGACGCGCUGAACUACAGCAAGCACAUUACACGGAUUUCGAUCACCAAAUUCGAAGCACAGACAUCCCAGAAAGGAUGCAAUUGCGUGCAACACCGAUUACUCCUGUAGCCGCAGGAUCUGAUGAACUUGAUCAGGAAUCAGAAUGGAUAUACAAGCAAGCAUUCUCUCAGACUAAAAUUCUGCAACAAGUUGAAGAUUAUUCGAGUGGAUUCGAUGAUUUUCAAUCUAAAGGUCCAGAAUCUGUAGAGAAAAUAAAAAAUGUAUUAAACUUUAUGCGCAAUCAGCAUUUCGAAGUACCUUUUAUACUUUUUUAUAGAAAAGAAGAAAUUCAACCAGAUUUGAACAUUAACGAUUUGUGGAAAAUAUAUCAGUUUGACGCUAAAUGGUGUCAAUUACGGCAACGUAAAAAUAAGUUGAUUCGUUUAUUUGAAAAUAUGAAAGAUUUUCAACUUGAUGAAAUUAUUAAAUACCCUGAUCAACCUCUUCCAGAUGAUGUUAGAAUAAUCAAAGAAAAUGAUAUUGAACAAUUGAAGAAUGCACAAACUGAUGAAGACUUAAAAGAUGCUUACAACCACUUUAUGCUUUACUACAGUCAUGAAAUUUCGGCAAUGCAAACGGCUGUGAAAUUGAAAGCGGAAAAAGCCAGACUACUGAAAAAAAUGGAAAAGCGUAAGCAGCAACUGGAAGCUGAGGAAAAUGGUGAAGAUCCGCCGCAUGAAGAUCAGAGCGAUAAUGAACUAGAAGAAGUUGAUAAUAAUCUUAAGCACGCUAUACGUCGGGGACCUUACACAUAUUACAGACGCGCUGGGCUCUGUAGUUUCGCCAAAAAAUUUGGUCUCAUGCCGGAACAAUUUGCUGAAAAUUUAAGAGAUAAUUAUCAGCGUCACGAAGUUGAUCAGGAUGCUAUUGAACCGAGUGUGGUAGCCGAAGAUUUUCUGGGAAAAUUUUACCAGUCGACUGAACAAAUUUUGAAAGCUGUUACAUCGAUGGUGGCGAUCCAAUUGGCUCGAGAACCUAUUUUACGAAAAAGCGUACGUGAAAUGUAUAUGGAACGUGCUAAGAUAUCAGUACGACCCACUAAAAAAGGUUUCAAACAAAUAGAUGAAAAUCAUCAUCUUUACACUGUUAAAUAUUUGAAGGAUAAGCCUAUUAGAGAACUGGUUGAUAAUAUGUGGCUGAAGUUAUUAGCAGCUGAAAAAGAUGGCCUGAUAAAAAUGACUCUAAGCGAUACAGUUGAAGGCACGAGUAGUUCUGAUUUUAUCGAAGACUUCAAACAAUUAUACGUAAGAGAUGAAUUUAGUAAAAAUGUUCAGGAUUGGAAUGAUUUACGUAAAGCCAGUGUAGAGUUGGCUUUUAAAAAUUACGUUAUACCAGACUUGAAGAUCGAGCUUCGUUCAAAAAUAACUACCGAGGCUGUGGAGUCAAUAAUACAAUUAUGCUGUCGUAAACUAUCCAAUUGGAUUAAAUUUGCGCCUUACACCUGUGAGUUUUAUAAUGUUGAUGAAAAUAAUGAUACUGAAACGUGGAAAACUACCUCAGGUAUUCGGUCAAUGGGAAUUUCUUACGUCCCUGAUUCUUAUGAAGCUGCUUUUGCCGUGAUGGUUGCUCCAAAUGGAGACGUUGUUGACCAUUUAAAACUUCCUCAUUUGUUGAAACGAAAAAAUAGUUACAAUGAGACCGAAAAACUUCUCAAAGAAUCGGAUUUACUCUGUCUGAAAAAUUUCAUUGGCAAGUUUAAACCUCAUGUUAUUGUUGUCAGUGGUGCAUCCAGAGACGCACAGACGAUUGUUAAUGAAGUUAGAGAAUGUUUGACAACUCUCAGUGACGAGGAACAGUAUCCCGCUAUACAAGUAGAAAUAUGCGACCCAAAUGUAGCCAAAGUUUAUUCACUCAGUAAUAGAGGUGUAGCCGAGUUCAGCAGCUAUCCACCUUUACUAAGAGAAGCUAUUUCUCUUGCUCGGCGUUUACAGGAUCCUCUGGGUGAAUUUUCUCAGCUUUGUAAUUCAGAUGAAGAUUUAUUAUGCUUGAAAUUCCAUCCGCUUCAAGAUUUACUACCAAAAGAAGAGCUUUUGGAGAAUUUGUAUCGAGAAUUUGUCAACAAGGUCAACGAAGUUGGUGUUGAUCUUAGUAAAAAUAGAAUUUAUAACGAUACUUUACUCCAAUUUGUCUGUGGAUUAGGUCCAAGAAAAAGCCGUGGAUUGUUAAAAAUAUUAAAAGACAAAAAUACUAUGCUGGAAAAUCGGACUCAAUUAGUGACUGUUUGUCAUAUGGGUCCAAAAGUGUUCAUUAAUUGUUCUGGAUUUAUAAAAGUAGAUACGACUGCUCUCGAGGAACGUACCACUGACGCUUACAUUGAGCCUUUAGACAGCACGAGAAUUCAUCCUGAAACUUAUGAAUGGGCUCGGAAAAUGGCCGUCGAUGCUAUGGAGUACGAAGAUGAAAAUUCGCAUCACGUCGGCGCGGUUGAAGAAGUGAUGCAAACUCCUGAAAAGCUUCUGGAUCUAGAUCUCGACGCUUUUGCAACUGAAUUGGAGAAACAGGGUUUUGGAAAUAAAACUACCACACUCUAUAGCAUCAGAACGGAAUUGACGGAGCGUUAUAAAGACCCUCGAUCACCCUAUGAGUCUCCUUCCUCGGAAGAAUUAUUUACAAUGCUUACCAAAGAAAGCGCCGAGACUUUCUAUGUAGGAAAAUUAAUCAAUGCAACGGUGAUUGGUUUUAGGUUUAAAAAACCCGACACUGAACAAAGGGAUCAGACAAAUCCUGUGAAAAAUGAUGAAACUGAGCUCUGGGAAUGUCCGUUUUGUACAAAGAACGAUUUUCCGGAGCUUGCAGAUGUUUGGAAUCAUUUUGAUGAAGAUUCAUGUCCUGGUAAAGCUAUUGGUAUUCGACUGCGUUUGGACAACGGGUUGUCUGGACACAUUCAUGUGAAAAAUAUAUCUGAUCAACGUGUCGAGAAUCCUGAGGAUAGAGUGCAAAUACGACAAACAAUAAUGUGUCGUGUUACUAAAGUUGACAUGGACCGUUUCAGCGGUGAGUGCUCCAGUAAAAGCAGCGACCUCACUGAUGAAAACAACACAUGGCGACCUGCCAAAGAUUCUUACUACGACCUAGAAGCUGAAGAGGAAGAUAACAGAGCUUUAGAAGAGAUAAAAAAAGAUAAACAGCAGGUUUAUGUUAAACGCGUCAUCAUUCAUCCCUCAUUUUAUAACAUAAGUUUUGCUGAAGCUGAAAAAAUGAUAAAAUCGAUGAAACAAGGUGAAGCUAUCAUCAGGCCUAGUAGCAAGGGCACCAAUCAUUUGUCAGUUACUUGGAAAGUUACUGAUGAUAUUUUUCAACACAUCGAUGUUGUCGAAGAAGAAAAAAGCAACGUUUAUACUCUAGGACGCAGUCUAUGGAUUGGAACGGAAAAUUUUGACGAUCUGGAUGAAAUUAUUGCAAGAUACGUUAAUGUUAUGGCUGGUUACGUCUCGGAGAUACUGGAAUCCAAAUAUUACAACAAAGAGGUCCUGGGUUUUAAGGACAAAGCUCAAGAAAUCUUAAAGGAGCUGAAAAAAAAUAAUCCCACUGGCAUUCCUUAUAUUAUAUCCGCUUCUAAAAAUCAUCCUGGUAAAUUUUUGCUUUCAUAUCUUCCACGAGAAAAAUGUUAUCAUGAGUAUAUUACUGUCACGUCGCAAGGAUUUCAAUUUCGUAAUGAAGUAUUCAAUAAUCUUGACUUGUUAGUACGUUGGUUUAAAAAACAUUACAGAGACCCAAUUGUUGAGACUCCACAAUCGGAACUGACACCCAAAGAUACUCCUUCAGACUUUGCUGGCUUAGCUGCUUAA
Messenger RNA from Cotesia congregata, 4530 nucleotides. The record is from the annotation of a GenBank genome assembly. NCBI's taxonomy places the organism in Eukaryota, Metazoa, Arthropoda, Insecta, Hymenoptera, Braconidae.